AGCCCGUCUUGGCAACUGUCCUUUAGCACUGGCUGUACAGUGUUAAUUGGGUCUUUUUGGUGUGCCAUAGGAGGUCAGCUCAGCCAAAGUCCAGGUGCGAGGCCACCCUUUGAUAACCGGGCAGACUUGACACCAAGCGUGAAUAACGGCACUAUUUUCUGCCAGCGUUGAUGACGUCCUAUAGAUAAAAAUACCAUUCGGACUUUUAAGAAUAAAAAAUAACGAUUAAAAUGUAAGAAAUGUUGAAUAAUUUAAUUGUACAAUCUAGAGCACUGAAUAGAUCCAUCUGACGCGCCUUAGUUUAAGAGUGAUAGAGAAUUUUCUUUUCAGUAUUCUUAUCCGUGAAAACACUCCUGAUGACUUUUAACUCUCUAAGGCUACACUUUUGCAAACAAACUCAUUCUAAUGUGUGUUUUCAUUACCCGGUUUAUGCAAUAUUGCCGCCUUUAACAUGGUCGACUGUCUCAUAGCAUGUUUCUCACGCUUCUUCAGAGCCCACGGCCAUGUUUUACUCGAGCGCUAAAACUGGGAAGAGUCAAUCAUCAGGGGAACUUCAAGAGCGCCGGUGCUGGAAAGGCACGGUGGCUCACACACAGACUGCGAGGCUCGGGGCGUGUUUUUUUUCUGCUGUGGGUGUUUCCCAAGCCGGCCGUGGGCGGCAACGCUCCCGCUCCUGCGACUGAGGCUCCAACGGUUCGUGGGAAAGAAGUUCAGAGGGAUUUGUAGUCACUAAGCAAGGGCUACCUGUGCGCACAAGCACCGCCGAGGACACGUUGAGGAAAAACCCAUUAUCACGAUGAAGAGGCCUUGUGAGGAUACUACUUCUGACAGCGACAUGGAUGAAACCAUUGAUGUUGGCAGCGAAAACAAUUAUUCUGGGCAAAGUAGCGGUUCAUUCAUAAGAUGCAGUUCACCCACAACAACUACCCAAGUUAUGGCCCGGAAGAAAAGAAGAGGGAUCAUCGAGAAGAGACGGAGAGACCGAAUAAAUAACAGUUUGUCUGACUUGCGCCGUCUGGUCCCAACAGCAUUUGAAAAACAGGGCUCUGCCAAAUUGGAAAAAGCGGAAAUAUUGCAGAUGACAGUGGAUCACCUAAAGAUGCUCCAAGCUACCGGCGGCAAAGCAGGGUAUUUUGACGCUCAUGCCCUGGCUAUGGACUUCAUGAGCAUCGGCUUCAGGGAGUGUCUGACUGAGGUGGCCCGCUACCUGAGCUCCGUGGAGGGCCUGGAGUCGGGGGACCCUCUACGUGUGCGCCUGGUGUCCCACCUGAGCAGCUGUGCGUCCCAGAGGGAGGCGGCCGCCAUGACCAGCUCCAUGGCCCACCACCACCACCACCACCCCCAAGCUCUGCACCCGCACCACUGGGCCGCGGCGGCCGCUGCAGCCGCCCUCCACCCUCUCCCCGCCGCCUUCCUCCACAACGGACUCCCCCUGUCCCCGUCCGAGGCGCCCUCCGGCAGGCUCUCAGAGGUCCCCCAGCGGGGCUCAGCGCUGCUCACCGCCACCUUCUCCUCCUCCUCCUCCUCUUCCUCCUCCUCUUCCUCCUCCUCCGCCACUUCCUCGCACUCCGACGCCACUCUCAGGGCGCCCUCUACGGGCAACGUGGCGCCCUGCAUGCCCCCGCAGAUCUCCACCUCUCUGCUGUCGCUUUCGGCCACUGUGCACGCCGCUGCUGCGGCCGCCGCAGCCCAGACCUUCCCCCUCUCCUUCCCCGGGGGCUUCCCUAUCUUCACACCCGGCCUGACUGCCGGCACGUCCAGCAGCCACGCCACACAGGCCCACAGGUCCUCCAUUUCCAGCAGCACAUCCACGUCCCAGCAGACCGGCAGCAGCAGCGGUAGCAGUGGCAGUAAACCGUAUCGGCCUUGGGGGACUGAAGUGGGAGCCUUUUAAGUUUGUCGCAAAAAAAGAAAGUGUUCUUCCCCGCCCCGAGUGCUUGGUGUGGUUGGAAGUCUUCCACACUUUGUAGAUAAAGGACGGGGUUUUUUUUUAAAUCAAAUGCCUAUGAACUUGUUUGUGUGUUUGUUUGUUUGUUUUCUGGUCUACAAGUUUGUUUGUUUUUUUUAUCUUGUGACGGCGACAUCAAAAACAUGAGCAAGUUGACCCCUGAGGAGUGAGAAAAUCCCCAGAUGUUUUUUUUUUUUUUCUUCAAAUGUUUCACACUACAGAGGACAUAUUUGAAUCAUAGCAAAAGGGUUAUAUUACUACAAAUUGCCUCUCAGUUACUGAGAUUUCUGACAGAAUCGGUUGCUCUCCAUUUGUUCCAGUGUUUGGUGGACAUUUCUCCCCACCUAAAUCGAUUUCCCCUGGGUCAUACCCAUGUUCUUGUGAGUUAAGAGGCAGCAUGGCACCAGUCAGUUUUCACAGCAUGAAAAGAUACCCUGAUGUAUUUUUUUAUUUUUUUUAUUAAGCUUGGCCAGAUAGACUUUUAACUGUAGUGGGCAUUACGUUGUUAAUACUUAGCACUCUGUUGUCUUGCAUUGAACACACACAUGUUGCACAAUCUGUGUUGUGUUUUAAGGGAAGACAACAAAUAUCUUAACGACAAACCAAAGUAUUUUUUUUGAUAAUCAGCUGGCUACAGUAUGAAUCAAUUCAGUGUGUUUUUGUUAACUAAAUCAUUUAACUAACAAAAGGAAAGUCUGUAAAUAUGUAUAUGUUUGGUAAAGAUAAAGUAGAAUUUAUAUUGAAAUUAGAGAAAAACUUUUAUAUCGGUAUGCACUUCAAUAACUGCUGUUUCGGAUGGGACAGGAGCUUUUCCAUCAAAACACUAAAGUUAUAACAAAACUUACAGACCCACAAAGAAAAGUAAGCACUCUUUUAUUUUGUUUUUUUUUCUCCAACAUUUUUUCCUGUUCAACGAUACUACUGUACUUGGUUUUUAGUUUUUUUUUUUGCAUUUUUGCAAAAAAAAAUGAUAUAUAUAUAUAUAGUACCCUGUUUCUGUUAAAUGUAACAGUUUUCUAUGCAAACAAAAACCACUCCAGAUGUCACUGAUUAAAUAUGAUGUUUUUUUGAAA
Clupea harengus (Atlantic herring) is the source of this 3021-nucleotide messenger RNA. It is a transcript of the gene hey2, whose product is annotated as hes related family bHLH transcription factor with YRPW motif 2. The record is from RefSeq and is a predicted model, not a curated record. Gene Ontology annotation, biological process: regulation of DNA-templated transcription. Gene Ontology annotation, molecular function: DNA binding; protein dimerization activity. NCBI's taxonomy places the organism in Eukaryota, Metazoa, Chordata, Actinopteri, Clupeiformes, Clupeidae.